CCGGGGCACUGGGACUGCAUCACGUGGUCGUGGAAACAGAUGCCACUGUACGUGCCUUGAGUUACUCAAUUGGCACUGUGCUUAUUGCAACCCCACUGGAUUUUCAUUGUAAUCUGUGGGCAAUCUAAUGCGUGUGUACAUAUGUACAUGUAAUUGUAAUCUGUGGCUAAUCUAACGCAUCGGAGAGGCAAACGGGAGGCGAAGGAGGUGGGGAGGUGUCUUGUCAAUCGGGAGAAUACGAUUGCAGUGCGGCAAACAGCAACAACAACAAUAAUAAUAAACCCCCGGAACGUGGAGGAAGAGGCGAGUCAAAGCGGCCUCGGCAAGACAUCAGCGGGCAGUGCGGAACGUCGGGACCACUCCCUCCCUCCUCCAUCUCCGCCUCUCUCCAUCAUCAUCAUCAUCCUCCUCCCUCCUUGAACGCGCCAUGCACAGCAGUCUGCUGACUCGGACUUUGGCCAGGAGGAUCACGGCAACCACGAGGGCAGCAGCAGCAGCGAGGGCAGCAGCAGCAGCAACAAUGACGACGCGGGCGGCAGCGGUGGUGCAGGGUGCCGUGGGGGGCCGCCACUUCGACCUGCUGGUGCUGGGAGGGGGCUCUGGGGGGCUGGCGGCUGCGAGGCGCGCGGCCGAGAUGGGCGCCAGCGCGUGCCUGGUGGAGAGCGGCAGGCUGGGGGGCACUUGUGUGAAUGUGGGCUGCGUUCCAAAGAAGGUGAUGUACAACGCUGCUAUGCACGCCGAGCUCAUCCACGACCACGCCGACUACGGCUUCACCGUCGGCUCCGUCGACUUCAGCUGGAGGACCAUCAAGGAUAAGCGGGACGCCUACAUCAAGAGGCUGAACGACAUCUAUCAGCGAAACCUGGACAACUCCAAGGUGGAGGUGGUGCGCGGGCGAGGGGUGCUCACGCUGGAGCAGGGCCAGCCGGCCGUGGCGGUGGACGGCCAGGUCUACACAGCGCCGCACAUCGUCAUCGCCACGGGCGGGCACCCCAGCAUGCCGCCCGACGGCAGCAUACCCGGAGCCAGUCUGGGAAUGACGAGCGAUGGCUUCUUUGAGCUGGAGGAGCUGCCCAACCGCGUGGUGCUGGUCGGUGCUGGUUACAUCGCCGUGGAAUUGGCCGGCAUCUUCGCGGCACUGGGAGCUCAAACGUCACUGCUCAUCCGGCAAAACGAGGUCCUGCGUAACUUCGACGCGAUGAUCAGCGCGAACUGCACGCAGGAGCUGAUCAACUCGGGCGUGGACGUGCGAAAGUACACGCAGGUGCGCUCUGUUAGCCGCGGCUCCCCGGGAGGGCCCCUGCAGGUCGCCGUGGCGACGAACGGGCCGGGCGAGGCGGAACAGACGGAGGUGAUGGUGGGCGUGGAGGCGUUGAUCUGGGCCGUGGGCCGCGCGCCCAACACCGCCGACCUGGGGCUUGACAAAGUGGGGGUCGAAACUGACGGGCAGGGCCACGUCACGGUGGACGAGUUCCAGAACACGAGCCGCGCCGGCGUGUACGCGCUGGGCGACGUGUGCGGGCGAGCGCUGCUCACCCCCGUCGCCAUCAUGGCCGGCAGGAAGCUGGCGGCGCGGCUGUUCGGCGGCGACGCCGGCGCCAGGAUGCACUACGAGGACAUCCCCUCGGUGGUGUUCGCCCACCCGCCCAUCGGCGCCGUGGGCCUCACGCAGCGCGAGGCCGAAGGGCGGUUCGGACGCGGCGCGGUGCGCGCGUACACGGCCACGUUCGCGCCCAUGUACCACGCGGUGACGGCGCGCAAGGGGAAGUGCGUCAUGAAGAUGGUGUGCGCGCACGACGACGAGCGGGUGGUGGGGAUACACAUGCAGGGCGCCGGCUGCGACGAGAUGCUGCAGGGCUUCGCCGUGGCCCUCCGCUGCGGCGCCACCAAAGCCGACUUCGACCGCACGGUCGCCAUCCACCCCACCUCCUCCGAGGAGCUCGUCACCAUGCGCUAGGCACGCUCCGCGGAGCUCCGCGACGGGGAUGCCGCUCUGCCGCACACCUCCGCGAUGGCACCGUCCCACCGUGGAGCUCCUCUGCGGAGGCGGUGGUUCUGCCGUGGAGCUCCACAAUGGGGAUGCGCUGCAACGCGGAGCUCCGCGAUGGGGACGCCGCUUCACCGCUGGGCUCCGCGACGGGGACGCUGUUCCGACGCGGAGCUCCGCGAUGGGGGCGGGGGUGGAGACACUCCGCCCUGACGUUGAGCUAAGCGACGGGGACAGUUCUGACGCGGAAUUCCACGACGGGGCAUCUUGGCCGACGGCAUAAUUGAAAUACCUGAAGCGAUAUAUUUCGUAUAAUGUUUAGUUUAUAGUGGUUACCGUGGCGCAUUAAUGGAAAUGUAACUCGAAAUGAUGUCACAUGCCUCCAUGUAAAUGGCUCCUAUACCUUGUGGCCUACGUACUUGGGCUGUGUGUCCCAUGCUGCCCAUCAUCGCGAGCUUCAAGUUCGGUAAAAUAAGAAACGAAGAAGACUUUAAAACGUCUGUCUGGGGCUCCCACCGUCACCGCGCUGCCGGGGGCCAUCGCCGCGCGGGUUCGGCGCGUCGCGACGCGUCGUCGCUUCACCGACUGAUCCUCGUUUCUCGCGCUCGUGAGACCCAUCUUUGACGGCUCGUGCGAACUCUUUGUAAACGGACGCUCGGACAACACCCGGUAUCGGUGCUUUGGCGAAGACGAGACGCAACGUAACCGAUUCUCGGACUUAAUGACUACCCGGAAGAUCGUGACGUUACCCGAGCGGCCGGAGUGGCUCGCGAAAUCGUCGAUGGAAAGUCUCGCGACGGCGCCGCGUUCGAGGAAUUUCCACGUCGUCUGGGUGCGGCCACGAUGGCUGUGGGGCUGCAACUUUUUUUUCUCUAACGCUUUCCAACUUAAGGUUCGAAGCUUGAGAGGGUGGCAUCCUCCUCGUCCUCCAGCCGCAAUUCGCCAUCGUGUCAGCACGUGGCCCAGCUUCGCUACGCGGGCCGUCCUGGUAUCUGCGAUUUUAUUUUUUUUGCCCGUUACCCGCAGACCACCCUUCCCCUCUAGCCCCACCCCGGGUAGAAAUCGUCCCCCGUGCUCAAAAAUGUUUGACACACCUACUGUUUGUGUGUGUGUGUGAACAAGAGUGUCACUCACUCCAAGGAGCGAUCUCGGAUGUAGCCCUGUGAUAUCCGCGGGAGAUCCUACGCGGAUGGCCGACGCCGCAGUUUCGCUUUCGUGGAGAGAAAGCGACCGCUCGUCUCCUGACGAGCGCAGGGCGAUAGCGCCGACCGGUGUUGCCCUGCGCCGUGUUUUGGAAGCACACGUUGGAACUUGUUGUCUGAAACCACAUCGGGAAUGCUGCUGCUGCUGCUGCUCUCCAAACCUUUGGCUGUCGGGUGUAAAAAAAAAAA
Messenger RNA from Petromyzon marinus (sea lamprey), 3378 nucleotides. RefSeq names its product glutathione-disulfide reductase (gene GSR). Gene Ontology annotation, cellular component: cytosol; mitochondrion. The record is from RefSeq and is a predicted model, not a curated record. Gene Ontology annotation, molecular function: flavin adenine dinucleotide binding; glutathione-disulfide reductase (NADPH) activity; NADP binding. NCBI's taxonomy places the organism in Eukaryota, Metazoa, Chordata, Hyperoartia, Petromyzontiformes, Petromyzontidae. Gene Ontology annotation, biological process: cellular response to oxidative stress; glutathione metabolic process; cell redox homeostasis.